Molecule: messenger RNA, 703 nt
Organism: Juglans microcarpa x Juglans regia
Lineage: Eukaryota; Viridiplantae; Streptophyta; Magnoliopsida; Fagales; Juglandaceae
Product: ethylene-responsive transcription factor ERF098
Exons: 1
Coding region: 44-502 (152 amino acids)
Biological process (GO): ethylene-activated signaling pathway; regulation of DNA-templated transcription
Molecular function (GO): DNA binding; DNA-binding transcription factor activity
Source: RefSeq, a predicted model, not a curated record
UUAAGAGAAGAGGGGAAUUAAAACAAAAAGAUCGAAACACAGCAUGGAAGAGCCUCGCAAAGGAAAGGAGGAGAAGCGCGAGAAAGAAGAGAAGGGCAGGGAAGAAGUGCGUUACCGGGGGGUCCGAAGGAGGCCGUGGGGGAAGUUUGCAGCUGAGAUCCGAGACCCAUCAAGGCAUGGUGCUCGUCUGUGGCUUGGGACGUUCGAUACAGCUGAAGAAGCAGCUAGGGCAUAUGAUCGCGCUGCAUUUAACUUAAGGGGUCACCUUGCAAUUCUUAACUUCCCUAAUGAGUAUUAUCCUCAAGUCGCAGGCUUUCCACCUCAUCCUCCUCAAUUUUCAUUGUCUACUUCUUCUUCAGCUCCUAGUGGGAGUACUUCUGAGAGGGGAAGUUCAUCCACUGGACAACAAAGUCCAGUCUUCGAGUUUGAGUACUUGGAUGACCAAGUGUUGGAGGACCUUCUUGAGUCAGAAGAGGAGAAAAGGAAGCGAACGCAAGGCUGAUCGUAGAAGACAAUUAUAAGGUUUGAGUACUUUCUCCAUUUCUAUUUUUCUCCCGCCCCAGGUCCCAGCUUCUAAUUUUCUCAACCAUAUCAGUGAAUUUCAUUGCCAAAUAUAUAGGUUCACGUUCAUCGCAUGUUCUAGUGAAAAAUAAUGAGAAAAUAAAUUGGGUUUAGGGUUUGAUUGUUAGGAGAAAGUGGUAAA